Messenger RNA from Chara braunii, 3220 nucleotides. The record is from the annotation of a GenBank genome assembly. NCBI's taxonomy places the organism in Eukaryota, Viridiplantae, Streptophyta, Charophyceae, Charales, Characeae.
GGACGGGUAAUUUUCCGAUGACAUCCCUAUUUAUUAAAGCCUCGGUAAAUAUCUACUAGGGGUUUCUUUAUUUAACUAGACUCUUUGGUAGUACUUCAUAGAGCAUGAUAUAACUUUCUGUCUAUUGUUGAUUUUUGUUUUCGAAGAUUGUUUUUUGAGAAUCUAUGUGGCGUUACUGUUUCACGAAGGAAUAGGGAAGAGAUAUGGAGGAAAAUGGUCAAUCGCCUCCCCUUCCACCUCCUCCUCCUCCUCCUCCUCCUCCACCCCCUCCACCGGACCCGCCCUCUCCACCUCUAUUGGAUGCGGACAAACAGAGAAUCAGAGGGCUGCUUAGCUCUUGCUUCGCAGAUGGCCUGCUACCGAAUCACCUGGCCCCUCCGUCCAAUCCGAACAAAGUGGAAAUCGGCGCUGACUUUGUCAGAGUUCCGAUUGACCCAGAAGUUUUGAGAGUCCAAGUGGAAUGGCUGAAACAACAUGCUAUCACUGUCUUGUUCGGGGGCGAAUCUACUGCUUUACCAAUCGACGUGAAAAAGCGCUUGAUUCGCAUGUAUGAGGACGGAUGGGCUAACAGUAGAUCCAUCAAUGUGCCUCCUAGGAGAGGCUUAUUUCAUAAUGAAUGUAGAAAUCUGAUUACGUAUGUCUCUGCAUCAAGUCAGAUAGCUACGUUCAUGCUUAGAAAGGGAAAGGAAUCAAUUGUGUUAGAUGGGAAAAGUUUUGAAGUCACAUUCCAGCCAUGGAUGAACGAUAACCAGCUACACGAUUGGAGGGAAGCGAUGCGAUUUCAAUUCUUUUGGAUUAGAUGCUUGCAGGUUCCGGUUUCGGCACUCCUAGUGUUGGAGGAAGCUGUCAUAGCGGCCUUUGGCCCUAUCCUUAAAACUCAUCCAACAUUUAAAGAACCAUGCUCGCCGGAAUUGUUGAAUGUUAGGUUCAAUCUGGUCACCUCGGCAAGGCUGAGAUACAAACCAUAUCUAACUAUUGAUCUUGCCGAGUUCGGGUACGUGGAUAUUGAAGUCGCUUGUGCCGAAACUCCUUGGUGCUUCAAGUGCAAAAGCUUUUUUCAUUCGGCCGAGGACCCAGAUUGCCCUAAGAAUUUUAAGAAAAGCGGGGAGCCGUGGAAGACGAAAGGCAAGCAGCCAAUGGAGGAAGAAGACUCCAAUCAGGCUCCCAAAGCCCGUAGGAAGGGUGGAGGGAAAAAGAAGCAGAAAGAGAGCAAGGCGGACGACCCUCCUCAAAAGGGUCAAAAGCAACCGCUCAACCAGCAGGAUGUGCCUUCCUCAUCGGGUAUGAAUGGACAAUUGGUAGUAUGGAAGGGAGGGCACAAAAAGACAUAUGUUCCAAAGGCCCCGAAUGGGGCCGAUCACCCAGUCCCAGGAAAGGACCUAAAUCCUCGAGACCCAGUGAAGGAUACCCCCCGACCAACAGGACGCCCCGAAGGGGGGGAAGAGCGAAACAAUGGUCAAAACGAGGGAAGAACAGGGGAUAAUCAGGCGGAAAAAAAACAGGGAGAUACUUUCUUGAAAGACGCAAUCAAUGAAGGUGAAGGGGAAGAGAGUGGGAGAGAGAAAGAGGGGGGGAAGCAAGGGAAGGAGGUUGAAUUGGAGGAUGAGAUGGAGAUAGAGAAGGAGGAAGAAGAAAUGGCGGAAGAAGAAGAUGGUUUGAUACGGAGAAAGAAAGGAUCAGUCCCGGGUCAAGAGAUCAGCGGGGGAAAUCUACAGGCCGGAUCUGAGGAACCGAAACCGGAUGCAGAUCCGGGAGAAGUGAAACCAGAUCAACAACCAGACCAUCAACCAGAACCGGAACAUGAAAUAUAUGGGAGGGAUAUUAGGCCGAAAGACAUCUCCCACCCCAUAACCCCUAGAAUGUUUGUUUUUAAUUCUGAUGAGCUAGAGGGGUCCCCGGGGAAAGUCCAGCAGCAGGAGAAAGAGCAAGUCGACGAAUGGGACAAGGGGCUAGUAGGGGUGUCCGAUGGGGAGAAAGAGGACAUCGAGCUGGACUCGGAGAAAGAUAUUUUGGGAAUUGUUGGGCACGAGCUGGGAACGGCAGGGGGAACAGAAGGAACUCCUGUGUCUCAGGGGAUCCUAGUUGAUGAGUCGUCCCACCCCAACUCCCCCCCACUCAGUCGUAGGGCUUCUCUGAGCAGUUUUAAAGUUCAUGACAACAAUGCCUUUGACCAGGAAAACUGCGCUCUCGGGGCUGCGAAAGACAGACUAAAUGACACUACGGCAAUUCGUGAUCUAAAAGCCAAGUCAAGCCAGGGGAGGCUACAAAGAGACAGCAGGAGAUUUCAGUCGAGUUUGAGGGGCGAAUCCCCGGUAAAGAGAUCCAGGAUUAACACAGAGGGAGGGGAUAGAUUCACCUUCGGAGAACACGAUGUUAUUAACGAAGAGAGCCCCCCCAUGGACCUAACGAAAUCUCGCAAACGCCCUCUGCAUCAUCAUACAUUGGGUGGACAGUUGUCGUUUGCAGGCCCCAUGAAAACUGUCACAAAAAGUGACAAACUCAAGGGGCCUGCAAAGAGCUUCUUCGUCCCUUUAAUCUGUCCGGACACCCAAUUGGGCUCAAUGAUACUGACUAAAAUAAAGCCCGACGAGGGGUUAGAGUUACCAUCCAUACAAGUUAAAGCUCCUCCGGCCGAGGAAGAAGUGUUGGAACUGACAAAGAGGCACACUCUAAACCACACCGCAUCCGUGUCCAUUCUGCCGACUAUGAGAGUGAGCCGCCAUCUGUCACUGAAGGAGGAAAAGCUGCCUGUCAUUUUCUACCUGGUUUUUCUGGGUAUUAAAACCAUAAAUGAGUCCUUCGAAAAAUGGAGUGAUCUGAGAGUUCAUUGGACGCCGCUCCAAGACUUCCUAACGGGGAACAAGGACUCGAUCGCUGCAUUACAGUUGCCGGAAGGUAAAUCGGGGUUGGUGAUUGCAGAUUGGAUCAAACACGUCGGGAUGACCACCCACCUGACUAGGGAGCAAGUCUCACAGAUGCUGUUUGCGGUUAAAAACCUGGGGGUAAAAAUGAUGCCGAUCAAGGACCCAGAGCCCAAACAGCAGCAGGACACAGUCAAGACAGGCCAUAUCCAAAGCGAUGGCGGAUUGAGACCUGAUGGUCCUCCCGCCUAAAAUUCUCUUGGCCUCAUGGAACACUCGCGGUUUAGGUGACACCACGAAUAGAUCGAAGCGUUCCCGUCUCCGUUCGUGGGUUUACAAAACAAAUAUUCAGAUCCUCG